GAUACUUGGGGCCGGCCUGGAUUCGUGCGAGCAUGUCGCUUUUUUGUAGGCUGGGGCAAAGUGCUCGGGGUGCAGUAAAUAAAGGGGGUGAAGAGGAAGCGGGACCCGUGGUAAUUAAGAGGAGGGGAACGGCAAGUCAGUCCAUUUCUUCCUUCUCUCUCUAUUCUUCUCUGUCAAAUCUGAAGAUCUGCAGCGGAACAAAGAAAUCGAUGUGCUCCUCCACGGCCAGUGAGAGGACGGGCGGUGCUGCUGAUGGAGUUGUGCCAUGCAAUGAAAGGGUUCGUUUCAACAACCUGACGGGAGAUAGGUUGACAUUCAAGGAAAACAAACGUACAUACACUGUGAAGUGUCACAAGGGGCGCAAGCAGAGUGCAUUGUAUGGGAGAGGGUGGAGGAAGUUUGUUGCACACAACAAGCUAGGGAAGGGUCAGAUGGUUUUGUUCUACUUGGACCAGCAUUCACCAAGGGCGGUUGUUUGCGUGGUCCAGUUUGGAAACAGCACUGAAGAUGUUGGGGGAGGAUCGAGAAUGGCAUGCCUAGUUUGCCACACAUACUGCCAUAAUAACAAUGGUCGGAGCUUCGUCAUCUAUGUCUGUGAUGCCAACGAAAUCUUUCCGACUCUCAUGGAUGCCCACAAGCAGAUUGAACACAAGAUAGAAACUAAAACUGAGGCCUCCUUGAAAGAAGGAGCAUGUCAACAGCCUAAAACUCUAUGCACUCGGAUCCUGGGGAGAAGGCUAAAGCUGAAACAAGAGAUUGGCUUAACAGUGUGGUAAAAAUAUUGAAGACGAAGGCAGAGAGCAGGGUCUUGAAGAUACAAAUUUAGAGGAGAGAGAUCACUGACACUGAAGCAUCAUAGGGUUUGCUGUAUGAAGAAGUUGUGACGUUGUAUGAAGCAUUAGAGAAGGAACGAAGAACUGACAGAGGAGUGAAAGUUUUUCAUGUCAUUUAACUACACAAAUGGGCCUCAGAGAUGGUGUUGACAUCAUUUUUUUUGAAAUGUGCAUCUGUUUAGUCUUAGAGAUGGUGCUGCUAGCAGUUUUUUUGUGCACCAGGGGGGAUCAUGAUAUGCUGAUUAACAAACUAGCAGUAGAAAUUCUCUUCUAGCUAGUGCCAUGAUUUUAGUUUCUUCUAUGUCAUACUUUGUCCUACCCUCCUCUUUUUUAAACUUGUUUUCAACACUAAUGUAUCAUAUACAUUUGUGAAUACAGCAGUGCACGGGCACUGACAUGGAUGACGAAGGAAGCGAACCCGAGAACGAGAGAAAUGCAGAAGGCAAAGAACAGUGUGUUGAAGAUCCAAAGUUAGAAGAGGAAGUAUAUCAUGUACAAAUCACUCGCAUGGAAGCAUGAGAGUUUGCUUUUUGAAGAAGUUGUUACACUGGUUUGUAACCUUUUUCUAUAUAUAUCCAUAAGUUCCUGUGAUCAACUCCACAAACAAUGGACAUCACAGUUCAAUUUAGCUAGCUCUAGAACAGCAAACUGCCUAUGUGGGCAUGGGAGGAAAGGGUUUUGCCUUGGGGUUCUAGUCAAAUAAAGUAGACAUAAGAAAGAAGCAGAGUAGCAUACAUUUUCUUGUCUCUAA
Triticum aestivum (bread wheat) is the source of this 1584-nucleotide messenger RNA. RefSeq lists its product as uncharacterized. The transcript has 6 exons. The coding region runs from base 33 to 776 and encodes 247 amino acids. The record is from RefSeq and is a predicted model, not a curated record. Gene Ontology annotation, molecular function: DNA binding. Lineage: Eukaryota; Viridiplantae; Streptophyta; Magnoliopsida; Poales; Poaceae.